AGUUGGCGCGGGCAAGUCGAGCAUUAUCAUUUUGUUUCUGGAAUGUCAAUUGCUUCCGAUGGACGCCCUCAAGUGCUCCAACACGAUUGUUGAGAUUCGGUGUAGCUACAUCAAGGAGGCGAGAUGUCACUUCAAGCCUCCGUUGUCUGACAGUGGUACAUCGCUUCACACUGAACCGAGAAUCAUCAAGAUGAAUGAUCUGAAGGGCCUACAUGAGUUCAAGGACUGUGUUGCUGAAUGUGACGAGAACGACGACAAUCCUUAUGACCAUAUCGAACUCUACUAUCCCUUUAAAACACUCAGCAAAAACGUCGUGAUAGUUGACACGCCAGGCAUCGAGGGAGGUUCUAACGUAGACCAUCGUUUACAGAAGUACCUCAAGUCCGCCUUCGGAUUUCUCUACGUCAUCAACACUAACACUGCUGGGGGUGUCUCACAAAGCAGGCUUGGCCACCUUUUGAAGACGGUGGUUAACAGCUGUGAAGAGUUCAGCCCAGAGAGUUCGCUCUUCAUCGGCAACAAGUGGGAGAAUGUACCCGACUGUGACAAGGCGGACGUGCAGAAAGACGUCUUUGAUAAACUCUCCAGGGUCUACCCCGGAAUUAGGGGUCACCAGAUUCACUACAUGUCCGUUACCAAGACCCAUUCCCAAGAUCACGUGACACUCCUACAGAAGAUUGGCGAGUUGAUUCAAAACUCUUUCCGCCAGGGCUUGACAAACCAAUACUGGUGGCUGUCGGCGUUCUUAUCUCGUACCUCCUACGUCCUACGUGUAACCGGCGUGCAUCACGAAAUGUCAGCGGAAGAGGUGAAACGGAAGUACAAGGAGAUGCAGAGUCACGUAUCAGACCUCCAACGUAACACUGACGAGUGUGUGAAGAAGCUCAGGGAUAAGAUCGAAUAUGAAAUCUUCAGAAUCACAAAAGCCGUACAAGAUGUCCUCAAUAACAGAAACCUCCAAAACAGGAACGUGUCACAAGCCUAUAUGAGCCGCGUUGUUGGAAAACGACUCUGUGACUGGGAGGACGAGGGAGAUUGUCCGAAGGUGGACCGGAAGUGGAAGCGAACUGUGGACGAGGCUGCGAUGAAAAUCUCCACUCGCAUCGCCGAUGCAAUCGACGGAUGGCAAAGGGAAAACAGAAUUUUACAAGGCAUAGACGUCGAGAUCGUUAAUCAAUUCGCAAAAGAGUUCGGUCUUCUUAAUCAUCAAGUAGAGGACAUUGAAAAGUUCCUAACACACAGCAAAGGUCAGACGAGAAUGAUGCAGACGGUGAAAGUGAUGCCUGUACGAGGAAUAUUCGGCAAGAAGACCGGAAAGGUAGAGAGGACUUACAGCACGCUAGGCGGCGCUGUCAGCUGUAUCGGUAUGUUGGACACCAACAACAAGGAGGUCCGGAAACUCUUCAGUGAUGUCCUUGGGCUUGGCAACGAAGCUAUACACCGAAUUAGAAUAAUGAAAACAUAUACCGAUAAGGCGUCCCCUACAACCAAGGCUGCGACCAUGGCCAAAGCCAGUACGAUUUACUUGCGGAGCAUCCUGGAUCACAAGGACAUGCCGACAAAACUGAGAAAGUUCUUUGAAAGAUUCUUCAAAGAUAUAGACGAAGCCGCCAAGAGAAUACCAAUCUUUCUGCAAGCCGACCAGCAGUUGAACGAAACGCUGAGAGAUGACAUGACCCAGAUAGAAGAGAUCAAUGAGAAACUGCCCAGCCUCGUCACUGACUGCGCCGAUCUACAUGGUUCCCUUGACAUCUUCUACGUGAACAAGAUCAUGAAGUUCGACUUUGACUUGGAAGAGUUGGACUGGGUUGCCAGCAGCCCUGUAAAAGGCGACAACGUUACUGAAAUUCUGAUGGAGGACAGGACCAUGCGGGAAUUGCGUCACCCGAACAUCAUCCAUUACUUUGGCGCGACGUCCGUGAAAAAGACAUCGGGCUUAGUUUGGAUCAUGGUCAUGGAGUUGUGUAACGCCUCGCUGAAAAGCUUGUUCAUUGACGACAUUAACAAGCACAACCACGUGCCUGGCAUGAUGCCCCCUGAGCACCCGAGGCGGCAGGCGGCGGUGAAGAGGACGCUGACCCAUUGCCUCGACAUCGUAAAUGGCCUUGAGUAUAUACACGAGAAGGGCUACACGCACAGACAUAUAAAGCCGGAAACCGUGCUGUUCCUGUUUGGACAAGAUGGGGGCCAGUUUGCCCCAGACUCAGUUGACGACACAGACUAA
Dreissena polymorpha is the source of this 2224-nucleotide messenger RNA. RefSeq lists its product as uncharacterized. The record is from RefSeq and is a predicted model, not a curated record. Bases 59 to 2224 code for a protein of 721 amino acids. Gene Ontology annotation, molecular function: ATP binding; protein kinase activity. Lineage: Eukaryota; Metazoa; Mollusca; Bivalvia; Myida; Dreissenidae. The transcript is spliced from 15 exons. Gene Ontology annotation, biological process: protein phosphorylation.